Molecule: messenger RNA, 1196 nt
Organism: Melozone crissalis (California towhee)
Lineage: Eukaryota; Metazoa; Chordata; Aves; Passeriformes; Passerellidae
Gene: FANCL
Product: FA complementation group L
Exons: 16
Coding region: 1-1182 (393 amino acids)
Biological process (GO): interstrand cross-link repair; protein monoubiquitination
Cellular component (GO): Fanconi anaemia nuclear complex; nucleus
Molecular function (GO): ubiquitin protein ligase activity
Source: RefSeq, a predicted model, not a curated record
AUGGCCGGGCCGCGGGCUCUGCUCCGGCAAUGCCCGCUGCUGCUGCCGCAGGACCGCCACGGCACCGCCUACGAGGGCUUUGUCACGGCCCAGGGUAGAAACUUCCACAUCAGGAUACUGCUACCAGUAGAUUUGCAAUUGAAAAAUGCCAGGAUAGAGUGCAGCUGGCGGCUGAAGAGGAUCCUGCACGGCUACCGGCACAUUUUGAAGCAGAGGCUGCACAGCUGCCCAGACCUUGUCAGCUUUAUGGUGGAGCUGAAAACUGUUUUGGAAAUUGCUUUAAAGAACACACAAGACCUGCACAUCCCAAGGCCUCCAGAAUACUACUCCUGCCUUGUCAGAGAUCUAGAAAUACUGGGCUGGAAUAGAGUGGCCUAUGUGGACACUGGGCUGAGCACAGUCAAGUUAAAAGCUGAAGAUUCUUGUGGUCGGCAGCAUCUCAUCGCUCUCAAGUUAAAUGCAAAGUAUCCCACAGAACCACCAGAUUGCCUCGUGGAUUUUCCUGUUCCAUUUGCUGUUUCCUGGAUGCCACAGGUAACUGCUGGACUAGCCUUUGACAAGUUAAAAAUGGGGGUGGAUAUACUGAUACUGCCUAACUCCUUAAUAGACAUUUACAACCAGUUCCUGGCAGCACUGGAGUCCCUGAAGGAAUUCUGGGAUGCCCUUGAUGAAAUCGAUGGGAAGACGUGGGUGCUGGAGCCAGAAAAUCCCACACGGAGCGCUACAACCAGGAGAAUUGCAAUAGGGAACAAUGUCUCAGUGAACAUAGAGGUUGAUCCUCGCCAUCCAAACAUGCUUCCAGAGUGUUAUUUCCUUGGGGCAGAUCAUGAAGUGAACCCCCUGAGAACCAAACUCAACAACAACAUGCACUUGUGGGACCCAGAUGUCAGUUUGUUACAGAACUUGAGAGAGCUCCUAGGAAUUGAGUUUCCAUCUCGUGCUGUGUUGGAAAAAAGCGACUUUGCCAAGGACUGUGGGAUCUGCUACGCCUACCGGCUGGAGGGCAGCGCGCCCGACCACGUGUGCGACGAUCCCCGCUGCGGGCAGCCCUUCCACCAGGCCUGUCUCUAUGAGUGGCUACAAGGACUUCCUACCAGCAGACAGAGCUUUAAUGUCAUCUUUGGUGAAUGUCCCUAUUGUAAUAAGCCCCUGACACUAAAAUCUUCAAUGAAGAAACUCUAAAAGCUGCAUUGUGG